UGAUGACGUUUCAUUCUGAGUAACUUUAAGAUAAGGAAGCACGUUUUUUUUUUUUCUCAGCUGCACAGCCAACCGAGCCGGUAGAAGGACACAAGCCGGGAAGUUAGGGCUUACUUUCACAAUCCACCUGAUUUGGCGCUACAAAAUAAUCCAAAAGAAACUAUGAGUGGAGACAUUGAGAAGGGAAAGAAGACAUUUGUCCAAAAGUGUGCCCAGUGUCACACUGUAGAAAACGGUGGUAAGCAUAAAACCGGACCUAACCUAUGGGGCCUCUUUGGACGCCAAACAGGCCAGUCACCUGGCUAUACUUACACAGAUGCCAACAAAACCAAAGGCAUUACAUGGAAUGAGGAGACUCUGAUGAUUUAUCUGGAGAAUCCAAAGAAAUACAUUCCUGGGACAAAGAUGAUCUUCGCUGGCAUUAAAAAGAAGAACGAGCGUGCUGACCUUAUAGCAUAUCUUAAAUCAGCCACUUCGUAAACAGUACUUCCUCUGCACAGCUUUAUCCGUCUUUGUGUCUUAAAAUAAACAGCUCAGGGGACUGUUUCAUUCUAAACUAAGGCAAAGCAGGAAUCAAUUACAGUGUUGAUUAAGUUGUCAUACUUGAUGAAACUGCAUGAAAAAUGAUCAUUUCCUGUUUUAACAGGUAUAUUUUUCUAAUAUAGAAUAAUGAAAUAUAAAAUAAAUACUAUGCGUGGAAAUUUUAGGAACUGGGUUGGACCUCUUGCUGUUAUCCAUUGUUUUUUCUAAGCAAUUAUUUCUGUCUUUUUCUAAUUGUGAGUUGAAUAAAACUGACACUAAACCUAA
Girardinichthys multiradiatus is the source of this 807-nucleotide messenger RNA. Its product is annotated as cytochrome c iso-1/iso-2. The coding region runs from base 163 to 480 and encodes 105 amino acids. Gene Ontology annotation, biological process: mitochondrial electron transport, cytochrome c to oxygen; mitochondrial electron transport, ubiquinol to cytochrome c. Gene Ontology annotation, cellular component: mitochondrial intermembrane space. The transcript is spliced from 3 exons. Lineage: Eukaryota; Metazoa; Chordata; Actinopteri; Cyprinodontiformes; Goodeidae. Gene Ontology annotation, molecular function: electron transfer activity; heme binding. The record is from RefSeq and is a predicted model, not a curated record.